This is a messenger RNA of Habropoda laboriosa, 508 nucleotides long. Its product is annotated as general odorant-binding protein 56d-like. The coding region runs from base 86 to 487 and encodes 133 amino acids. Gene Ontology annotation, biological process: sensory perception of smell. Gene Ontology annotation, molecular function: odorant binding. The transcript has 5 exons. The record is from RefSeq and is a predicted model, not a curated record. NCBI's taxonomy places the organism in Eukaryota, Metazoa, Arthropoda, Insecta, Hymenoptera, Apidae.
AUUCGACUUGUAUUCAGUUCUCAGGGAACAUUCGAACAGACUUCUAACCUCGUAGUACGCAGGCCAGCGCAAUAAAACAGAAAUCAUGAAGACCAUCGCUGUCGUCUUUGCCCUCUGCUUCGUUGGUGCUAUGGCACUCACGGACGAGCAAAAAGCCAAACUGACCGAACACAAAACCGCUUGUAUCGCAGAGACUAGCGUUGAUCCACAGGUGGUAGAGAACGCGAAGAAGGGUAAUUUUGCACAGGAUGACGAGAAAUUGGGUUGUUUCGUUUCUUGUAUGCUGAAGAAAAUUGGAAUCAUGAACCAGGACGGCAGCGUGAACGAAGAAGUUACCAGGGCAAAGGCUCCAAGUGAUAUUCCUAAGGAUCAGGUUGAGACUAUAAUCAACAAAUGUAAAACUGCCACUGGCGCCAAUGACUGUAAGAAGGCAGCCAACAUAGCGUCAUGUUUCAUGAAGAACAAGACUUUCUCUGUACUUGAGUGAAGAACUGUAAAUCAUGGAAAA